AAAUCCCAUAUUUCUUCUCUUUUCUGUCUUCUCUCUCGUUCACUGUUUUUCUGCGUUUCUCCCCCAAAUCUCUAUUUUUCUCCAUCCAAUUCGUACCGCUUAAUCUCCGUUCUCACUCCAGUUAGGGUUUUGAGGGGGGUUAGGAUUUGCUCUUUUGCUAUUCAAUUCUCCGACCUCAACCUCGAUGGGUCGAAAGAAGCCUACCACCCGGGAUGAAGAGCCCGCCGCCGCCACCGGAAACACCAAGUCGAAGAAGAAGGCGCAAGUAAUCGACGAUGACGAGUACUCGAUCGGGACUGAGUUCUCAGAGGAACCGCCGGCUCUGGAGGAGAAAGUUGAGCCGGUUGCCGGAAAAAAGAAGGGCAAGAAGGGAAAUUCGAAGUCGGCGUCGCAGCUGAGAGAUGAUGAUCAGGAAGAGUCGGAGGAGGACGAGGAUGUGGCGCCGGUUGUCUUCGAUGGGAAGAAGAAGGGGAAGCCGAAGAAAACUGGUAAUAGUAGUGGUUUCAGUGCAUUGCUUGUGGAGGAUGAUAACGAUCAAGGGUCUGGAUUGAAUGAGGAUAGAGAUGAAGGGAGUGAGGGAGAAGAUGGGAGUGUGGUGAGUUUUUCGGGUAAGAAGAAGUCAUCGAAGAAAUCUUCGAAGAAGAGUAGUAGUAGUUUGUUAAGCGCAGGCUCCUUCGGAGCCGUUGAUGAUGGCGAUGAUGAUGAAGAUGAAUCAAAUAAAUCAGAGAAUAAUGAUCCUCCAGUAAUUGCUUUUACUGGGAAGAAGAAGUCAUCCAAAGGUAAUAAGAAAGGUGGAGUUUCGAGUUUUGAUGUUUUGGAUGAAGCAGAUGGAAUUGAUAGUACAAUUUCAGAGCAACAAUCUGUAGAUGAGGCUGAUGACGCUCCUGUAAUUUUUACUGGAAAGAAGAAGUCAUCCAAAGGGAAUAAAAAGGGUGUGCAAUGUUUUGCGGCCUCUAGUUUUGAGGGACUUGGUGAAGGGGAUAAGGAUAGUGAUGAGAAGAAUGAAGAGGAUGAAGAUAUUGCUUUUAUUGCUUUUUCUGGCAAGAAAAAGUCUUCUAAUUCUUCCAAGAAGACUAGUAAUAUAUUUAGUGUUGCAUCGGAUGAUGAGGAUAAGGAUGAAGAUGUUUCUGUAUCAGAAGCUGCUCAGGUAGAAGAUGAGGAAGAUGCCUCAAAGAUUGCCUUUUCAGGGAAGAAGAAGUCUUCGAAGAAGAAGAAUAAUAAUGUUCUUUCUGAAACUGGGCUUGGAACUGAUCUUGCAGAUGUAGUGGAAUCUGAACAACCUAGUGUUGGAACAGUUGAUAAUGAAGGUAAUGAUUCCAAAAGUAAUAAACAGGUAAGUGGAGUGGUGGAAACUUCAAAGAACAAGAAGAAAAAGAAAAAGAGUGGAAGAACUGCACAAGAAGAGGAUGACUUGGAUAAAAUUCUUGCAGAGCUAGGUGAAGGGUCGUCUUCUCUGAAACCUACUACUCCACAAGAGGAGAAAGUUCAGGUUCAGCCUGAACCAGUCCAAGCAGCAGAUGCUACAGUUGAAAAAGAAGGUGAAGAAGAAGGUGUGGAGUCUGCUGCCAAGAAGAAGAAAAAGAAGAAGGAAAAGGAAAAAGAGAAGAAGGCAGCAGCAGCAGCAGCUGCUGCGGGUGUAGUGGAGGUCAAGGAAGAAAAACAGGUUGAAACAAAGAGUAAAGUUCCAGACAAGAAAUUACCAAAACAUGUAAGGGAGAUGCAAGAGGCACUUGCUAGGCGCAAAGAAGCAGAAGAGAGGAAGAAAAGAGAAGAGGAGGAGAGACUAAGGAAGGAAGAAGAAGAACGGCGACGACAAGAAGAACUUGAGAGGUUGGCUGAGGAGGCGAAGCGCAGGAAAAAGGAAAGGGAAAAGGAAAAGCUUUUGAAGAAGAAACAGGAAGGUAAAUUGUUGACAGGAAAGCAGAAAGAAGAAGCCCGUAGGAGGGAGGCAAUGAGGAACCAAAUACUGGCCAAUGCAGGAGGUUUGCCCAUCUCCACUGGUGAUGCACCAACAAAACGGCCCAAGUAUCAGACGAAGAAGGUGAAGUCACAUCCCUCUCAAGCAAAUGGUGCUGCCCCUUCUAAGCCAGAUGAAAACACCGAAGCAAAGGAAAGCCUGCCAGAAACUGUGUCUGAGGUGGAUUCCUUGGAACCAGAGAAGCUUGAAGAAGUGGACUCAGUGGAUGUUGAGGAGAAAUUGGAAAUCACUAAUGCAACUGAAGAGAAUGGGGUUGAAGAAGAAGAAGAUGAUGAAGAAUGGGAUGCAAAGAGCUGGGAUGAUGCAGUAGUCACACUGCCUGAUAAAAGUGCAUUUGCUGAUGAAGAGGCUGACUCUGAGACUGAGCCUGUGGUGAGAAAAGAGAUGAAGGUUGCAGCACUGCCUGCAUCUCGCAAUGUUGGGGUCACUCCUGCUGCUGCCAAGACCUCCAUUGUGCCAAAAACAGUUGUUCCUACCCAGCCAAUCAAGACUCAGGAUGUUAGAAGUGAGAAAAGCCAGAUCGAGGUUGAAGUUACAAAUAAAAGUAGGAAAAAAGCAGCACCAAGUUCAGAUGCCCCUCCCCAAGGAACUGAAGAGAACCUUCGUUCUCCAAUUUGCUGCAUCAUGGGCCAUGUUGAUACUGGUAAAACCAAGCUGCUAGAUUGUAUUCGAGGCACUAAUGUUCAGGAAGGUGAGGCUGGGGGUAUCACACAACAAAUUGGUGCAACAUAUUUCCCUGCAGAAAACAUAAGGGAGAGAACUAAGGAACUGAAAGCUGAUGCAAAUCUGAAGGUCCCUGGUCUAUUGGUUAUUGAUACCCCUGGGCAUGAAUCCUUCACUAAUUUGCGGUCCCGGGGUUCAGGCUUAUGUGACAUUGCGAUUUUGGUGGUGGAUAUUAUGCAUGGAUUAGAACCGCAAACGAUAGAAUCUCUCAAUCUUUUAAAAAUGAGGAAUACAGAAUUCAUUGUUGCCUUGAAUAAGGUGGACAGAUUAUAUGGGUGGAAAGUUUGCCGCAAUUCUCCAAUUCAGAAGGCAAUGAAGCAACAGUCUAAGGAUGUACAAAAUGAGUUCAAUAUGCGGCUCACUCAGAUCAUCACACAGUUCAAGGAACAAGGAUUAAAUACUGAGUUGUACUAUAAGAACAAAGAAAUGGGGGAAACUUUCAGUAUUGUACCUACUAGUGCAAUCAGUGGUGAAGGCAUCCCAGACCUAUUGCUAUUAUUGGUUCAUUGGACUCAGAAAACAAUGGUUGAGAAACUCACAUACAGCAGUGAAGUGCAGUGUACGGUGUUGGAGGUCAAGGUUGUCGAGGGCCAUGGGACAACCAUUGAUGUUGUGUUGGUUAAUGGUGUGCUUCAUGAAGGGGAUCAGAUAGUUGUUUGUGGCAUGCAGGGCCCUAUUGUUGCCACAAUUCGAGCUUUAUUGACACCACAUCCAAUGAAGGAACUUCGUGUCAAGGGAACUUAUUUGCAUCAUAAGCAAAUCAAGGCUGCACAAGGUAUCAAGAUCACCGCACAGGGCCUUGAGCAUGCCAUUGCGGGAACUGGUCUAUAUGUGGUAGGGCCUGAUGAUGAUUUGGAAGAUAUCAAGGAAGCAGCCAUGGAAGAUAUGAAGUCAGUCUUGAGUAGGAUUGACAAGAGUGGUGAAGGAGUUUAUGUUCAAGCAUCUACUCUUGCCUUGGAAGCAUUGCUGGAGUUCUUAAAGAGUCCAGCAGUGAGUAUUCCUGUUAGUGGUAUAGGCAUUGGCCCUGUACAUAAAAAGGAUGUCAUGAAGGCUAGUGUCAUGCUUGAGAAGAAGAAGGAAUAUGCUACUAUCUUGGCAUUUGAUGUCAAAGUGACCCCUGAGGCUCGAGAACUUGCAGAUGAUAUGGGUGUGAAGAUAUUUAUUGCUGAUAUAAUUUAUCACUUGUUUGAUCAGUUUAAGGCCUAUAUCGAUAAUCUCAAAGAGGAAAAGAAGAGGGAAGCUGCUGAUGAAGCAGUCUUUCCAUGUGUACUUAAAAUUAUGCCCAACUGUAUUUUCAACAAGAAGGAUCCAAUUGUUUUGGGAGUCGAUGUUCUUGAAGGGAUUGCGAAGGUUGGGACUCCAAUUUGUAUUCCUCAAAGGGAUUUUAUUGAUAUUGGCCGGAUUGCAUCCAUUGAGAAUAACCACAAGCCAGUUGAUAUUGCCAAGAAAGGCCAGAGGGUGGCGAUCAAGAUAACCAGCACCAAUCCUGAGGAGCAGCAAAAGAUGUUUGGAAGGCAUUUUGAGAUGGAGGAUGAACUUGUCAGCCAUAUCAGCAGAAAGUCAAUUGAUACACUUAAAGCUAAUUACCGAGAUGAUCUGUCUCUUGAUGAGUGGAAGUUGGUUGUGAAACUGAAAACCCUCUUCAAGAUACAAUGAGUGUUGAGUUGAUAAAAUGGCUUUUCAAGUACACAGCAUUCAUGCCUCGGUGGCUCAGUGUAAAGAUACAGAAGCUCUUACAUGAAAGAGGGAAUGGGUUUAUAACUUUAAACCGCACUGGUCGGGAUUAGGAAUGGGAUUGUUUGAGGAUAUGAGAAGGGGAGGGGUUGCAGGUCCCAAAUUUUCUUGCAUGAGAGGCAUUUGUCUAGGGACAACAGCCAUUGAUUUUUCUGCUUUGUGCGUCUUGAAAUGGUUUUACUUUUUAUCUCUGUGAUGAUAAAUAUGUAGCAAUCGCGGGAGUGCCAGGCUGAGUGUAAUUUUUCAGAGCUUUUGCCAAUUUUAUCUUUUUCCUAAUGAAUUCUUGUUAUUCUUUUUGAAUGAUGAGUUGCUCAAACGGGGCCUUUUUCCCCUACACCACUGGACAAGGCCAAAAAUAAAUGAACGUCUGCACGUCAUUUUACCUGGCAAAAUCUUAUAAUGAUGAUGUGAUAGUUUUACGACUUUCUAA
Vitis riparia (riverbank grape) is the source of this 4865-nucleotide messenger RNA. RefSeq names its product eukaryotic translation initiation factor 5B-like. Gene Ontology annotation, molecular function: GTP binding; GTPase activity; translation initiation factor activity. The record is from RefSeq and is a predicted model, not a curated record. NCBI's taxonomy places the organism in Eukaryota, Viridiplantae, Streptophyta, Magnoliopsida, Vitales, Vitaceae.